This is a messenger RNA of Cylicocyclus nassatus, 2820 nucleotides long. NCBI's taxonomy places the organism in Eukaryota, Metazoa, Nematoda, Chromadorea, Rhabditida, Strongylidae. The record is from the annotation of a GenBank genome assembly.
AGCUGCAACGAUGACGGAAAAUGGAGGAUUAGCAAAUGCCAAACAUAAAAAGAAGAAUAAAUUCAAAAAUGGUAUGAGUUCACAACAGAAGAAGGAGUUGUCUGCCAGCACUUCAGCGGAUACUGGGAACAGUUCCAAUGCCAAAAAAUCUAAGUCUAUGAGCAAACCGCUUGUGACACAUCGUGAAGGCCAGAAGUGGUUUGAUUAUCAGGUCAAUGAGUUGGUUACGAAUGCGAGCAAAGAUACACUGGGAACAGCUGCAAUGCUCAGUAUAGAAGAAGAAGCGGAGCACCUUCUGAAUGUUGAUGUUGACCUAUAUAACCGCUAUGUUCGCACUCAAGGAGGAUCGGAAGCAUCUUGGCUUCAGACGGUCAUAAAAAGUGGUACAGCGAGCGACCGAAUGACGGCCAUGCAGCUCCAGAUGCACAGUUCACCUGUUCACUCUCUAUCAUACUGCGAAGUGAUGAUUGGCUCACUCGAGCGAAAGAACACUCGCGAAGCUUUGGAAAUGCUGCCAAUCCUGGAGGAAAUCUUCCUGAAUCACUUUCUUCCACCGAAUCGCAAACUUGUGCCCUUCAGCGGGAGGCCCUUGAAAAGGAUCGGCGAGUUUUGUUCAAAUAGCGAGCAUGGUAGAAAACGUUUAUUAGUUUUGUGGAGGUUCGAGCAUAAACUCAAAAUUAUGUACGAGCGAUUCUUGAGAGCUUUGGAGAGUCUGGCUUCAUUAGUCGUUGAAGAUCUCAGCAAGCGUGCUCUUCGAUGUGCGCUCAACCUUCUAGCAGAACGUCCAGAGGGAGAAAGGUUCCUUCUAAGCAUGCUGGUUAAUAAAAUGGGACAUCCGAAGCCUCAAAUAGGAUCAUUUGUAGCAACACUACUCGAAGAUCUUACCAAGCGGCAACCAAACAUGAAGCCGGUAAUUGUCGUUGAAGUUGAGAGGUUGAUUUAUAGGACUAACGUCAGCCCGAAAGCGCACCUUUAUGCAUCAACUUUUCUCUCACAGAUCACUUUACGUAGUGAAGAUUCGGCGUUGGCUGUGCAGUUAUUAUCAAUCUACUUUGGAUUAUUCAAGACUCUAGUCAGCAGAAAAGAACCGGAUAAUCGUUUGAUUGGCAUUCUUCUAUCUGCGGCUAAUCGAGCGCUUCCAUUUGCUCGAGAAAAAGCUGAUGCGUUAUCCGAAGAUGUCAACACGCUUUAUAAAGUUGUGCAUACAAGCUCAUAUUCUGUGUCCCUGCAGACUCUGAAGUUGCUAUUUCAAGUACAUCAAAUCAGUGAUUCGCUUUCGGACCGAUUCUACACAGCAUUGUAUCGAAAACUUCUCGUAGAUGUGCCACCCUCAAGUUACAAUCAAUUAUUAUUACUACUUUUCAAAGUGUUGAAAGCAGAUCCAUCUGAUUAUCGUGUUCGCUCGUUUGUGAAGCGAUUGCUCCAGGCAGCAACGUGUGCAGCACCUGCGUUGACUGCUGGUAUACUCAUAUUGGUCUCACGGCUUUUGGAAACUAGAAAAGGCUUAAUUGUUGUGGAAAAACAAAUCGAUCGCAUUGCAAUUCAAAAUGCUAAGUUAGGCGAUGAUGAUGACGAGGAACAUUAUGUUGACAUCGGUGUGGAUGGUAAGCCCGUAGAACCGAUCAAGAAAGAGGAGAUCGAUGAAACCGCUAAACAAUCUAAUACGCAAGAUGAAACAAAAUUUUCGAACACGAAUGGCACAAGUCUUGCUCCCAAGAGCGGCUGGGUUCACCGACGGGAUACAGGAUCGCAUUCAUCUAAGUCUCCAUACAAUCACUCUUUACGAAAUCCUCUCUUCGUGGAUUGUCGAAACUUGGUAGACGCAGAGUUGUUGCUUCUUUCCAAACACUACCACCCAUCCGUGGCAAUAUUUGCACAAGCCCUUCUGCAGGAUGGAUGCAUAAAUUACAAAGGAGAUCCACUAGAAGAUUUCACACUUCUGAAGUUUUUGGAUAGAUUCGCUUUCAAAAAUCCAAAAGAAGGACGAGCAAACAAGACUGCUACUGAUCGAGUCCUACGCAAGAAGCACUUCGAUCCAUGGGGUGUGAAGAAACUUUCUGUGUCCUCCAAAGAAUAUAUCUCCAAAAAAGUGAGCGAGUUGCCAGCUGAUGAGCACUAUCUCCAUCGAUUCGCAACGCUCAAGUUCAGUCAGAAAGCUGAUGAGAAGAAGACUGAGGAUGAUUGGGAAAUUGAAAGCGUUGAUUCUGCUGAAUUUGACGCGAUAAUAGAUCGUUUCGAGCCUGGGGAAGCAAAUGAAGAAUUUGAUGUUGACUAUUCCAAAGAAUUCACAGCUGAGAAAAAGAAAAAAGCGCUGAAGCGUCCUGCAGAAGAAGAAACAGGAGAGGACGAUGAACUAGACUUGGCGGAUGCGCGGGAGGAAGAGGAGGAGGACCUCGAUGAGGAUGAUGUCGAUGAUGAAGAAGAGGAAGAGGUCAGCGAAGAUGAAGACGAUAUCGAGAUGGAGUCUGAUUCGGAGGAAGAAAAGGCUUCUGCGCACAGGACUCGUGCUAGCGACAAGUUUGUUGAGAGCGAUUUGAGUGAUGAUGAAAUGGGUGGGAACGAUGCAGAUGUGGCAGGCGAAAAGUUUGCAUCUCUGCUCGAGGACUUUGAAGAAGAAGAAGAAAGUUCGAAGAAAAAUAAGAAAGGCAAACGGAGGUGGAAGAAAUCAAAAGCGCUCAAAUCUAGGAGAAACUGAUUUUGAGUGUUACUGUGAUUGAGCUGUAUUCCUGUUGUUAGCAGUUGUUGUACGUUGUUAUUUUUUGUUGUUGUCAUCACAUUUUUUUAUCAAAUAUAUGAUUUAUUCUUGUGUUUGUUUAUGCC